Molecule: messenger RNA, 715 nt
Organism: Schistosoma intercalatum
Lineage: Eukaryota; Metazoa; Platyhelminthes; Trematoda; Strigeidida; Schistosomatidae
Source: the annotation of a GenBank genome assembly
CCAUACCGUCAUGGAACAACAGAAGAACUCCAAAGAAUCUUGAAACAACACAGAAUUAAAGUAUAUUACAAAACAACGAACACACUUCGAAAUUCUUUAGUUCGCUUAAAAGAAAAAAAUCCCUUUCAUGUCUACACAGAACUGCGUCUACAAACUAGGUUGUAUCGAUUGUGAUGCCUUCUAUAUUGAAGAGUCAUCUCGCGAAAUCUUGACUCGUGCCAAAGAACAUAUUAAGUACACAAAGAAACCUCCUAGUAAUCUCUUAGAACUGGAUAGACUUCAAAUUAAAUCAGCAAUAGCAGUUCACGCCAUUUUCAACGACCACCAAAUCGAUUUCAAAAAUAUCAAAAUAUUACAAAAAGGCUUUUUCAAUUAUAAAGAAAGGACAGUAGCUGAUGCAUUCCAUAUAAUGCUUAAUUCUACUGCUCUCAAUAGAAAAGGUCUUACCGCACAUCCUACUUGGACUAUCUAUCCUAGCCACCUAGUUUGAUAUUAUUCACAAUCCACACUCUUAUCUUACUUUAUCCUUUCUCACCAUAAAAUUCACACAUUUUUCAUCUUUAACACUGCACACAUAUAUACAAACAAAUUUGCGUAGAUGUCGCUUAUGAAUCACCUUGACGGAAAUGACAUAACAUUGACUUGUUCAGACCUGCUUUUUGAUUAAUCACACCUAAGAUUCUUGUAUUGUUCGUUUAUACUAAUUAAACUUGGA